Messenger RNA from Rotaria sp. Silwood1, 2466 nucleotides. The record is from the annotation of a GenBank genome assembly. NCBI's taxonomy places the organism in Eukaryota, Metazoa, Rotifera, Eurotatoria, Philodinida, Philodinidae.
AUGAGUUUAACAACUAAACGACAAUUACCAAAUCUAAAUAAUGAAAAAAUUCGACAACUAAAUUCUGUAUUAAUUAAUACAGAAGAUAAUAUACGAAAUGUUCAACAAAAUUUUGAAUCAUUUAAACAAACAACAUCUUUAGGCGAUAAAUUUAGAAAUAAUAGUAGUAAAUCAACAAUACAAAGAAAUAAAGGUGAUCGUUUCAAUAAUGAUGAUAGCAAACAAUCGAUAUUAUCAAAUGAACAUGAAACUAGUAAAACAACAAAACAAUCAUUAAAUUCUAUCGAUUCAAUGAUUUCAUCAAAACACGAUUCAAUUGUUCAAGAGAUUACUCAUUCACGUCACGAUCGACGUUUACAAGAAAUAGAAAAUGACAUAAAACGACAUAGAGAAGAACAACAACAACAAAAAUUAACAACAUCAAUACAUAAUGAUGGUAGUAAAAUUUUUCAAACACGUCGUACAUUUAAUAAACAAAUAUAUGAACUUCCAUUACAAAAUACGAAACGACAAUUAGAAGAAAAUGAAAUAAAUAAAACUUUAUUUACACAACAAAAUUCAGCAACUUUACUCGAUUGUGCUAAAACAAUUCGUGAAAAUGUAACACAAUUUAAAAACCAAUUAAUGAGAAAUGAAAUAGUAAAUGAGAAACAAAUACAAAGUACUGAAGAAUUAUCUUCGUUAUUAAAUCGACGAUCAAGAACAGAACAUGAUCAUGUUCAAAUGGAAAAUGAAUAUCUUAUGAAACAACAAACAAUGCUUUCAAAAUCAGCAACAUUCAAUGAAAUGCUUAAUUUUAAAAGAGAACUUGAAAAAAGUGAACGACAACGUGAAGGACUUUCCGAUGAAUUAGAGUCAUUAAUUAACAUAUGUGAUGAAAAAGACAAACUUAUAUCAAAAACAUUACUUGAAUUAAAAGAAGUAACAGAAAAUUGUGACACAUUUGAACGACAAAAUACUAAAUUACAAUAUGAUUUAACAUUAGCAUUAGAAAAAUUAGAAGAAAUGACUGAAGAAGCUGAACAAUUUGCAAAAGAAUCAACAAAUUCUCAAAAACAAUUAGCAGAUUCUGAACAAAAACGAGAAGAAUUUCAAAUUCAAGCAGAAGAAACAAUUAAACAAUGGAAAGCUCGAGUAAAAAAAUUUGAAAAAGAUAUAGAACGUUAUAAACUUGAUUCAACACAAAUGUUAGAAAAAAAUGAACAAUUAAUUAAAGAAAUCAAUACUUUUAAAUCACAAGAAUUAAUUUUACGAGAACAAAUUACAAAACUUGAAACUGAUCUAAAUUUAGCCAAUACAAAUUAUAAUCAAUUAGAAGAACAAUUUAAACGAAAUGAAAAUAAUAUUAUUCAACUUCGUGCAAUUCGUGCAUCACAAGAAGUUGAAAUUACAACGUUAAAAGAAACAGUCUAUGAAUUUGAAAAGCAACUCUCUAUUCAACGACAAUGUCAGUUAAAAAUUGAUAAAGAAAAACAGAAUCUUCAUCAAUUAUUACAAGAAGAAAUCAAUCAUCGACAAAAUCUUGAUUUAAAAUUAAAACAAUCUGAAAAAGAUAUUGAAACAAUAAAUACAUCUCGUUCUCAAUUGCAACAACAAAUUAUCGAACUUGAAAAUGAACGAACAAAUUUAUUACAAAAAAUUAAAGAAAUAGAAUUUGAAAGAGAUUCAUUAACAAAAGAAAAAACAAAAUUUAUUUCAUUAGAAAAUGAUUAUGAAGAUAUUAAAAGAAAAUUAGAAAUAACUAAAGUUGAUUAUACACAUGGUAUGAAAGCAUUACAAAUGGAUUAUGAAAAUAAAAUUGAAAUAUUUCAAUUACAAUUAUCUGAUGAAACAUCACGAAUUGCUAUGUUACAACGACAUGAAUUAGAACAUAAACAAGAAAUUGAAAGACUUCAAGAAAAAGCAGCAAAAUUUGAAGAUGAAGCAACUCAAGCACACUCUACUAUUGAUAUUUUAUCAAGAGAAAUUAAUGAUAAAAAUUCUUUUCAAACUAUUUACAACGAAAUAAUCUAUUGUACAGAAUGUUUAUCAAAUGAUUCUAAUGAACCAUUUGUUAUUAUCGAACCUGCAACAAUAUCUCGUGAUGAUAUUGAAGUUUGGUUGAGUAAAUUUAAAGCUCAUCUUAGUUGGCUUAAACAAGAAUUAGAAAUUCAUCAACAAGAAGAAAAAAAACUUCGUCAAGAUCUUGAUAAUGCAUUACUUGAUUGUGAAUCUGAUCGAAAAUAUUUUGCAUCUGAAUUAGCAAAACGAGAAAUUAUUAUUAAUGAAAUUACUAAUAAUCGUCAAGUUUGUGAACGAGAAACUUUAAAUACAUCGAAUGAAUAUAAACAAGUCGAAUAUAAUAAACAUCAUAUAUUAACUGAGGAUGAACGUGAUCGUAUUGAUGAUCGAUAUCGACAAUUUCAAAUUAUGAUCGAUUCAGUUAAACGAGAAUUACAUACAGCAAAAUUACAACUUUCAGCUUAA